Molecule: messenger RNA, 745 nt
Organism: Aspergillus sclerotioniger CBS 115572
Lineage: Eukaryota; Fungi; Ascomycota; Eurotiomycetes; Eurotiales; Aspergillaceae
Exons: 1
Coding region: 64-597 (177 amino acids)
Molecular function (GO): protein dimerization activity
Source: RefSeq, a predicted model, not a curated record
GAUCUGGAAAGUGACGAUCAGUCGUGGUCUCCCACUCGGAUCUCCCCCCUCGAGCCUAUCCACAUGGAGCUUCCCAAGCCCGCUUCCCGAUCCGUCAAGACAUCCACUCGUCGCAAGCCGGCACAACCGAAGCGCGAGCCUGCUACUCGGUGGUCGUCGAGCCCUGAAAUCACCCCUCAGGACUACCCCGCUGCCAGCGUUUCUCCCCCUCCCGCUCCCGCCUCUCCUGCUGCCAACCGCAAGACCACCCGCAGUCUCUCUAGCGACUCGAACGCCAGCACCGGAGCUCAGACCACUACCGGUCGCAAUGCCGCCAAGCGGGCAGCGCACAACAUCAUCGAGAAGCGGUACCGCACGAACAUGAAUGCCAAGUUUGUUGCAUUGGAGAAGGCCAUGUGCGGAGGAGUGCAGAAGCCAAGCAAGGGCGGAUCGGCAUCGCUGAAGAAGUCGGAGAUCCUGACGAAUGCCAUCACGUUCAUGCAGGAACUGCAAGAGGAGAACAAGGCUUUACAGAAGGAGCUUGCCAUCAUGAAGCAGAGCAUGGUGCCGAAUGGGAUGUGGCGACACAACAAGGGGAGCGAUGUGUACCACGCAUGAGCGUGAUGCAUCUCUUCCUGUCAUGACCGUCACGUUUACUGUAUAAUAUUAUGAGCUUUCCUUUGUCUUACAAUGGUGUUUUACCAGGGGUAUAUGGCCCUCUCCUGUCGGGCGGCGAAUAUGGGCUGGAAUUUUGUUGAUAUACCCG